Trichophyton rubrum CBS 118892 is the source of this 561-nucleotide messenger RNA. RefSeq lists its product as uncharacterized. The record is from RefSeq and is a predicted model, not a curated record. The coding region runs from base 1 to 561 and encodes 186 amino acids. The transcript has 2 exons. NCBI's taxonomy places the organism in Eukaryota, Fungi, Ascomycota, Eurotiomycetes, Onygenales, Arthrodermataceae.
AUGGCCAUGUCCGGGCCAGAUUAUCUGGGGACAACCGUCCUGGUUGUUGCCUGGGUGUUUGCUGGCCUCGCGUCUAUUGUUGUUGGUACUAGAGGCUACGUUCGUUGGAGGAUCAUAAGAAAAUUUACCAUAGACGACGCCCUCAUCUUCGUUGCCUACGCCUUAGGAAUAGGGAAUUCUGUUUUUUUGACCAUAUCUACUCACUGGGGGCUGGGAACUCAUAUGGCAAAGUUAUCGGAAGAAGGGAUCAUGCACUCUGUGAAAUGGGUCUAUCUCUGCGAGUUCUUCUCCAUCAUGUCUCCUGGUAUAGGACGGAUAGCCUAUGCAUCUUUACUUCUCGGUCUCCUUCCGCCUAUUAAAUGGCGCAGCCGCAUGCUAUGGAGCCUGAUAUGGAUCCAGUUUAUCGUUGAUAUUGCGACUGUGAUCAUCAGCUUUUCCCAAUGCCGGCCUAUAAGCAAGUUCUGGAACAAUAGUAUUCCAGGCAGCUGUUGGCCCCCGAAAGUCCAGCAGAACACUGGAUACUUCCAGGGAGGUGAGCGCCUCUUUGAUAUUCUAUUCUAG